This is a messenger RNA of Boeremia exigua, 1826 nucleotides long. RefSeq names its product FAD dependent oxidoreductase-domain-containing protein. The coding region runs from base 66 to 1826 and encodes 586 amino acids. The transcript is spliced from 2 exons. NCBI's taxonomy places the organism in Eukaryota, Fungi, Ascomycota, Dothideomycetes, Pleosporales, Didymellaceae. The record is from RefSeq and is a predicted model, not a curated record.
CAACUACGUUAUUCUCGCACACCAUAUUCCUCCUUCUGUUUCUCGGAAAAUACCCUAGAUCUACCAUGACGACAAUUCUGGUGGAAAGCGCGGAUUUCCAUACCUCCGGUGGAUGGACUCUGGAUUCUCAAUUCGUGCUUGAGAUGGGAUUCCCGUACCUUCUAGCACAUGGAAACGGCACUCCAGUCUUAGACGCCACAACCGUCGUCUCCAUACCGGUCAGCGGCCAAUAUAACAUUUGGGUGCGCACAAAAGAUUGGGUCCCAGGGUACCAACCUGGACGUUUUGAGCUCAUUGUCAAUGAAGAAACACUAAAGAUAGUCUUUGGGACCAGCAACUCCGACUGGUCGUGGCAGAAUGGCGGCGAUGUCUUUCUAAAUCAGGGUAUGGCGGAGCUCAAAUUGCACGACUUGACAGGAUUCGCGGGGCGGUGUGAGGCGAUUUACCUCACUAUGGGACACGAAACCCCGUUGAAUGGGUUUGAUAGAGCAGCCAGAGCUUGGAGGCGGCAACUCCGUGGAUUGCCUGAUGAUCCCGUCAAUGCUGGCCAAUACAGCGUUGUUGUCCUGGGUGGAGGCCUCGUGGGGACGGCAGCUGCUCUUGUCGCAGCGAGACUUGGAGAGCGUGUAGCUCUGAUCCAUAAUCGUCCUUACUUGGGUGGCAAUGCUAGUGUUGAGAUUGGCUUACGGCCUCGUGGAGUCACGGGGCCAUUGGUGGAUGAGAUUGCGGAUCGGCACCCCGAUGGCGAUCUACGUGCGAAACAGCUGCUUAAUGCCGAACUAGGGGCUGAACUUUUUCUUGAGCAUACCGCAUUUAACGCUACACUGGGGGAAGAUUCCUGCAUCAAGUAUGUUGAUGCUCGGGAUGCUCGUAGUGGGAGGGAGCUCCGGUUUGCUGCACCAAUCUUCAUCGAUUGUUCAGGCAGAGCUUUGCUUGGACACUUUGCAGGUGCUGAAACACUCUAUGGCCAAGAGUCACGGUUCGAUUAUGGCGAAGAGCUUGCCCCGCUGCAACACGAAGAGACACACCAUGGGAAUACGCUGUUCUUUCGUACCAGAAUGACCAAUGAUAUGGUCUCAUUUCCUCAUGUACCAUGGGCUGCAGAAGUGGCCAAAGACUUUUCAGAUCUGAACGGCCAGCUCGUAAGGACUGGAGUGGAGAAUGGAGUAGGUCCAACGGUGAACCCUCCUGACAUGACAGUUCGUCGUCGCAUGAGAGGUCCACUCACGCACUUUUGGGAGUACGGACAACACCUCGAUCCUUAUGUCAACGGUGAGCACAUCCGUGAUCAUCUCCUUCGCGCCAUCUACGGUACAUUUUCGAAUGUAAAGACCAUGAAGCCAGAGGAAUUUGCAGGGUUACGUCUAGAUUGGGUGGCGUAUGUCGCGGCCCAGGGCGAAUUCCGACGAUAUAGGGGCGACCACGUUCUUACCGAACUGGACAUCCGACGUCAUACCUCGUUCCCCGAUGCAGUCGUCAAGAAUGGGGGCGCUUUCUACUGGAAAUGGGACGAACGUGAUGGACAUGAUUAUGACGUGCCAUUUCGUUGCUUGUAUUCUAGGAACCUACGAAAUCUCAUGAUGGCUGGGAAACAUAUCAGUGUCACCCAUAUCGCGGGAUCAAACACAAAGUUUAUGGGAAAUGGUGCGCAACACGGUAUUGCGACAGCUGUAGCAGCAUGGCUGUGUAACAGGCAUACUCUGUUGCCCGACCAGCUACAAAGCCAGUGCAUGGGAGAGUUGCAAAGGGUGACGCAAGCUAUCGCAGACACCAAUCAAUAUCCUUCCGGAGUUGGUCACCGAGAUCUUCUCAAGGCGAGGAUUUGA